This is a messenger RNA of Fusarium poae, 1365 nucleotides long. RefSeq lists its product as uncharacterized. Gene Ontology annotation, biological process: fatty acid metabolic process. The transcript has 4 exons. The record is from RefSeq and is a predicted model, not a curated record. Lineage: Eukaryota; Fungi; Ascomycota; Sordariomycetes; Hypocreales; Nectriaceae. Gene Ontology annotation, molecular function: medium-chain fatty acid-CoA ligase activity. Bases 1 to 1365 code for a protein of 454 amino acids.
AUGCGAACCUUUUGUACACCACUCUCAGUGAUCGAGUCUCUUUCGCUUUCUCAAGGCCAUUCCCCGGCCAUAAGACGCGUGAACUCUGAAUCUCUUGAUAAUGAAUUUGAAGCAAUUUCCUAUGCAACGCAUUGGCAGAACAUCAAUACUGCUGCAAAGAAUUGGAUCGCAGAACUAUCGCAACUGGGCAUCAAAAGAGGCGCUGUAGUUGGUCUUUGGAUGAGGGGGUGGUCUUAUGAAGACUUGUUGCAUUAUCUCUCGCUUCAAAGAGCUGGAUUCAUCCCUCAGUUAUUCUCCAUUCGGAUGACGGACCCUUCGAUUGUAUAUGAACUUCUUGGAAAAAGCAACGCAGCAGCUCUUCUAUACGACCCAAUCUUCUCUAUUGCUUCUUUCAUGGGCUCGCAUACUCAUUUGGGCAAUACAAUCAACCUUGCAGGCAUCUUGGCAUGUGGAGGUUGCUUGAUCCCACCGACCAGCAUUCCUUAUCCGAGUUUUGAGCUUAAACAUAUGAUCUCCAAGGGAGGUUUAACAAUACUGAACACCUUUCCUGCCCUACUAUCAGGGAUGUUCGAUGAAGCACGUCAGAGCGGCCCUUUUCUUGAACUGCUCCAAGGACUUGAAAAGAUCAACUUUGCUGGCCAAGUCCUUGAACCAAGAGAUGAAGCCUGGGCCCGCCAAAAUGGGCUGAAGCUGAUAAAUCUUUAUGGAUCUACAGAACUUGGAUUGUCAAUGAUCUCCUCGUCUACAUCGGCGUAUCUAUCGCCGUUGCCUGAGUCGGGAUGUCAGUUCAUCCCUUUGGGUGGAUCCGCAUCAUCGCCACAGCUCCUCGAGCUUCUAGUUCGAGCAGAGGCAGAUGACUGUCCCCAUCCUUCUCUCAGAGACAAAAUGGACGGCAUGUUCCACACCGGUGAUCUCUUUGAACAAGUUGAUGCUGAUCAGUAUGUCUACAAAGGUAGGGUUGACGACAGGAUCAAGAUGCAGCUCGCUUUGGUCUGUGACGCGGGUUCUCUCGAGUCAGAAGCGAUGCAAGUAUGUGAGGCUGAUCUUAUCAGCGCUGUCUCUGUUAUUGGUUAUGGACGCCCAUCGCCAGCCAUGGUGGUCGAGGCAAAGAAUGAUGACAUUUUACACGUGGAUAAAGAUGAGUUAUUGGCGUUCAAGCAGCAUAUCGUUCAGCGAAUUGCACCGUUCCAUCAACGGAAGUACUUUCAUGAGCGUAUUGACGAUGUGCGUCUUGUUUUCGUCGCAGCGAAGGGCACUUUGCCGAGAACUGCAAAGGGGAAUAUUAUGAGAAAGGCGGUCGAAGAGAUGUUCAGAAUGGAACUAGAUCAGAACUACGAUGCUGUUUACAUGUAUGAUGCUAAAUAG